GGAUGGGGGCCGGCGAUGCGCCCCGGUCGGAUGUGGAACGGCACUAGCCGGUCCGCCGAUCGGCUCGGGGCGCGGACCGACGCGGAUCGCAGCGGCGGCCCAAGCCCGGGCCUUAGAAACGCUCGCGGAGACGCCGUCGCAGCGAUUGUGGACCACAGCGCGCGCCGUGUCACGUAUCUCCUCCCAAUUGAUCUCUGUGGACUGCUACUUCUUAAUGAUGAUGAGACUACAAAAGCUCUAUCUUCUGGUGGUAAAUGUUCUGCCCUUGAUUCCUUAGACUACUGCAAACGGUGCUAG
Messenger RNA from Manihot esculenta (cassava), 297 nucleotides. RefSeq lists its product as uncharacterized. The record is from RefSeq and is a predicted model, not a curated record. NCBI's taxonomy places the organism in Eukaryota, Viridiplantae, Streptophyta, Magnoliopsida, Malpighiales, Euphorbiaceae.